This is a messenger RNA of Mauremys reevesii (Reeves's turtle), 2609 nucleotides long. RefSeq names its product protein tyrosine phosphatase 4A1 (gene PTP4A1). Gene Ontology annotation, biological process: protein dephosphorylation. Gene Ontology annotation, molecular function: protein tyrosine phosphatase activity. Bases 791 to 1312 code for a protein of 173 amino acids. The transcript has 7 exons. The record is from RefSeq and is a predicted model, not a curated record. Gene Ontology annotation, cellular component: nucleus. Lineage: Eukaryota; Metazoa; Chordata; Testudines; Geoemydidae.
UUUCCCUCCGUGUCCCCAACGGCCGAGCCCAACCAACGCCCCGCAGCCCCGGGAGGCGACCGGUCCCCUCAGGGGCCGGGUGGCAAAAUGGCUUCGUGUCAGGAGCCUGACUGAAGCGUGAUUCAAGCCCGGGAUCGACCCAGCUGGUCCCCGGACGCCUCGUGCGGCCCGGCUGGCGCGCUUCAUUCGCCGGGGGCGGGAGCCCCCCGGUGCCCGUCCCGGGGUGGAAGCAGAUGGAAUGGGAAAAGGGUUGGGAAGGAAGGAAAUUAGAGAGAAGGACGUAAAAGAUGGAGGAAACCAAGAGCAGAAAAAUAGCAGCAGACCAGAGGAGAGCAUAUUUUCUCACAGUUCUGUGGUGUUCUUGGUCACACAUUUAUGGAGUUUCUGAAGGGCAGUGGAGACUACUGCCAGGCACAGCACGACCUCUAUGCAGACAAGUGAACUGUAGAAAUUCAUUACUACUCCACCAAGAAGCCCCCCUAAGAGCGAUUAACCAGGAUAAGAAGUGUUGAAUUGAAAUUGGCAGAGCAUUUGACAAAGGAGUUCAGACCUGGAUGGGGUAAACCUCAGCGCACUGCCUUUUUGCCUCAGUAUUACUGGAUUGAAGAAUUGCUGCUUCUUGUUAGGAGGUUCAUUUCAUUUCCCAUUGCUCCCAAUUUCAUAAUUGCCAGCACUGAAAAUUUUCAAGUGGAGUAUAUUGAACUAGACUUCAGUUUCACUACAUCAUUUCUGUAUUAGAAUUUUUUUAACCCUUUCACACUCUUAUUGCAUGUUUUUUAACUAAAUUAAUAUGGCACGAAUGAACCGCCCAGCUCCUGUGGAAAUCACCUACAAGAACAUGAGAUUUCUUAUCACACACAAUCCAACCAAUGCAACCUUAAACAAAUUUAUAGAGGAACUUAAGAAGUACGGCGUUACCACAGUAGUAAGAGUAUGUGAAGCCACGUAUGACACCGCACCAGUGGAAAAAGAAGGCAUUCAGGUUUUGGAUUGGCCCUUCGAUGAUGGUGCUCCACCAUCCAACCAGAUUGUUGAUGAUUGGCUAAAUCUCCUGAAAGUUAAAUUCCGUGAAGAACCUGGUUGUUGUAUUGCUGUACACUGUGUUGCUGGUCUUGGGAGAGCUCCAGUGUUAGUUGCCCUUGCACUGAUUGAAUGUGGAAUGAAGUAUGAAGAUGCAGUGCAGUUUAUAAGGCAGAAGCGACGUGGAGCCUUUAAUAGCAAGCAACUUCUGUAUUUGGAGAAAUAUCGUCCCAAAAUGCGCCUGCGUUUUAAAGACUCCAAUGGUCACCGAAACAACUGUUGUAUUCAGUAAAGCCAGGCUGCCUUGGAGCUGCUGCUUUGGAGCUAGAGGAUGGAAACUAGAAUUAGGCAAACUACUUGCAGAAAGACAUGUAGGGCUAAUAAAUAGGCUAAAUGAAGCUUCCUUAGGAGUCUUUAUAGGUUAAAAGUAUGGCAGAAAUGCAACUUGUCUGUGUAGGUUAAUAUCCACCUGUUUGGAGAACUAGUAAAUGUUUUGCUGUAUGCUGUCUUUGAAAUGUCUCCUUGGUCAUAAUUUGUAUCAACUGAAUUAUCUUUGGAUCAUGUAGUUGUCUUAUUAAUCUAUUUCCCAAGAAUAAAAUCUGUCUCAAUAUGAAGUGUAGAGAGUUUAGGUGCCAAAAAAAAACCCAGCACAAUAUCUAUAUUUUUUCUGUAAAUUACAGUGUGGUUCUUGUGAUGCAUGAACUACAACUAUCUGGACCUUACUUUGUCCUUUUUCCUACAAUCAUUUCAAUAUUGAGGAUAGGGCCUAUAUGGUAAUCUGCCUGCUCUUACUGUAUGUUUGUCUCCCACAAUCGAACUAGAAUAUCAGGAUUUACACAAUCUUUGAUUUUUACUAAGACUUACAGUGACUUUUUUGAUGUCCUUCGGUAACCCUUUCCUUCCAUUAUCUAGACCUCUGCAUUUUACAAAUACAUCAAUUCUCUGGUUACUCGUGUAGAAAAUAAUUCUUUACAUUGUACAGAAGCACACAGUCUUUAAUGUCUCCUGACAAAAAGCCUUACAUUUAAAUUAAUCUUGGCCCUUCAUGUGCAACUUAACAGAGGGCCUGAAAAGGAUGGGAGGGGCUAUUUAAUAUUUCUAGUAAAAUGUUGCCUUUGUCUUGUGCAGGAAGUAUAGAAUAUGCCCUUUACUUUAGUAAAUAUUUUUUUAAAAUGUAGAAAUGCUUAGUUAUUGUAGCAAAAACAAUUCUUAAUCAUAAAAUUUCUGAAGAUCUUGUAAUUUCUUUUACUGUACCUCUUGAAAGUUGUUUACCAACUAUUGCUUUGUUGAAAGUGUGAUUUAUUUUUUUGUUUUUUUCCCCCUUGAGUUUCUGCUAUCAACUGGGCAGACCUGUAAUACUUUGUAUUUUGCCUUUUGAGCUGCGUAACUUAAUAUUUGGAUACUUGAUAAUUUGUUUUAUUAUGUAAUUGAUAAAAUGGUGGUGUGUACUAAUGUUAGUUCAACCAUAUAUUUAUACUGUCUUGGGAAUGUGUGGUUAUAGUUCUGUGGGAGAAAUAAUUUUGCCAGUGUUCACCAGCUUGUAAAGUCUAGUGCGAGAGCUUAAACAUCUAAAUAAAUACUGAAAUGCA